Gryllus bimaculatus (two-spotted cricket) is the source of this 4396-nucleotide messenger RNA. NCBI's taxonomy places the organism in Eukaryota, Metazoa, Arthropoda, Insecta, Orthoptera, Gryllidae. The record is from the annotation of a GenBank genome assembly.
GAAAUUCAGAAUCUUGAAUGUGAGAGAUGUGUGUUCUGUAAUAGCCGCCAUCGCUGCCAUUGCUUCCAUUUUCGCUAUUGCAGUGUUAUUUUCUGCGAGUUAUUAUUUACACCUUCAUUUUUCAAGUCAGUGUCGUUUUUUGUUUUUGGAAAUGACGUCGGAAGGAGAUAAGCGCAAAUUAGUGGAUUUGCGCGUAGUAGAUUUGCGUGCAGAACUCGAGAAACGAGGAUUAGAUAAUAAGGGUGUUAAGGCGACAUUAAUUGAACGGUUGCAGAAGGUACUGCGGGACGAAGGGCAUGACCCAGAGGAAUACUUGUUUGACAUUGAGCCGGUGAAAACUCCCAAACGCACAAGCAUGAAACGAGGAGAGCAGGAUACCGAAUCGGAAACACAUAGUAAUGCUGAUGAAAAUCAUGACACAACUAUGGAAGUAGAUGAAGAAGGAAAGGAGAAAGAGGAGGAGGAAGAGGAAGAGAAAAUUGAAAAUGGCAAGGAGAACGAUUCUAAGGAGUCUUCUGAAAAAUCUGGAAAAAUGGAGGAGAAUACAGAAAUUGUUACUGAAAGUACUACAAAAUCUGAAGAAAAAUUUGAAGAACAGUGUGAAAGUUCUACUGUGACAGCAGAUGGAGAUAAGAGUGUACCGGAAGCAAAUGGUGUAGAUAAUGAGGAUUCAAUCAAUUUGACAAUUGGAGAAGAUGAAGAAAAACUUCUAGCUGAUGAGGUUGGCCAUGAGGAGGACAGUAGCAGCCAAGAAAAAGAAGUCAAAGAUGAGGGAGAAAGAGGAGGGGUGAAUCCUGAAGAGGGGACAGCAGUUGGGGAUGGUAAGAAGCAAGCGGCUGGCCAGGAAGAAGAUAAAGAUACUGCAGGUGAAGACGGCAAGCAAGAGAAGGCUCAAGAGGAGAACAGAGAUGACAAAGGAGGAGAUAAGGGCAAGAGGUUGCGGGCAAAAUCUACAGCAACUACUGGUAGCAGCCGCAAUCUCUGGGUCAGUGGUUUAUCAUCGUCCACUCGUGCAACAGAUUUGAAGCAAGUGUUCUCAAAGUAUGGAAAGGUUAUUGGUGCUAAAGUUGUGACUAAUGCUCGCACUCCUGGUGCUCGUUGUUAUGGUUAUGUCACAAUGGCUACAAGUGAAGAUGCUUCCAAAUGUAUUCAACAUUUGCAUCGAACUGAAUUACAUGGGCGGAUGAUCUCUGUGGAAAGGGCCAAAGGGGACGCUGCUGGCCCACCAAAGAAAGGAGCUGAUGGCCGCCCAGUGCCAGGGAAAAAGGUGGAUGAAAAAAAACGACAUGAGAGAAAGUUAAGCACUAGCUCCAAAACUGAAGAUAAGAAGUCAGAUAAAGAGGACAAAGGUGAAAGUGGGAAAAGUGAAGCAGAUGGCACAAAGGAUGAUGAAGGAAAACAGGGAGAUGAAACAAAAGAGAAAGAAGAGUGUGCAGAAGGUGAAGAAAAGGAAAAGGAUGAAAAUGAAGAGGAGAAGGAUGGUGGAGAACGUCGUCAUUCAUCAGAUAAACCGCGUAGUAGGGAUGUUUCUCAUGAUCGCCGGGAACGUCACAGAAGUGCAGGCAGCAGCCAUUAUUCACAUCACUCGAGACCGCAUUCACGUAGCCCUCAUCGACGUGUGUUUAGGCCUGGAUCCCCUAGUCGUCGUCCAGGGGUUCUGACAUUCACUCAGAUAAGGGAGGAGCGAGAAAGGCAACGUCUUCGUGAACGUGAGCGAGAAUUACGAGAAGAAGAUCGUCGUCGCCGAGAAGAAAUGGCUCGUCAGCGUGAAAUUGAAAGGAGACAGAGAGAGGAAGCUGCACGUCUAGAAAGAGAGAAGGAGAGAUUACGAGUGGAACGAGAACGUAUUGAAGCUGAGCGAGCUGAACUGAUGAGAUUAGAGCGUGAGCGUCAACGUUUAGAAAGAGAGAAGUUGGAACGGGAACGUGAAGAAUUGAAACGGCAACAAAUGAGGUUUGAGGAGGCUAGAAGAACCACCAAAAGACCAUCUGAUGAUCGCAGAGACUCGUACGGAGAAGAUAGAAAAAGAGUUGCUACGGAACGGCGAUAUGAAGGUUCUCAGUCUUCACGUUUUGAAGAUGAAACAAGGUCGAAUGACUUUCAAGGCAAGAAGGAGUAUAAGCAUGGAGGGGAGUUUGCUGGUCGCCGCAACGCUGGCGGCAAGUUUGAGGGUUCCAACUAUGAUCAGGACAGUCGGACUCCACGGGGGGAGGGAAUGGUCAUGAAGAAAGAUCCCAGUCAUGAAUUGCCUCGGAGAGACCACACUGUGCAGGAUGUGGGGAGAGGGAAGGAUGGCAGGUUUGAACGUGGUCCUAGUUUCCGAGUUCGUGAUGAAAGACGACCGGAAAGUGAUCAUCGUCCUAAGGUGGAUAUGAGACAUUCUGCUCGUGAACGAUAUCCUGAUUCAGCUAAAGGAGAAGGUCGAUAUUCUGAAAGAUCAGGAGAUUCUUGGCAUGCAGGAGGUGGGCCACCACCUGUGAAACCAUUCAGUUCUUUAAGUGGAAGUGGAGUUCCGUCAAGAGAUUCUUGGGGAGCAUCUGGAGAUCGUAAAUCUGAUGGAGGACAAAGCUGGGGACGGCCAAUGGAAUCUAGUUCAUCUGACAGAUGGGUGAGUGGAGGAAGUGGUCCCAUGGGAGUUGUGGGACGCAGUGGACCUAGCAUGGGCGGCCCAGGAUCUAUUUAUACGAGUCAACAGAAUGUACCUCCAAAUCCCCCUGGAAUGAACAUGGGGAUGUCAAGUAGUGGUCCCUAUGGAGCAGAUAGGUUCGACUCUUACAAACAGUCUAUGGGGCCAAUACGUAAAUACUGAAUGAUAUAAAUAUCUUUUAUGGACGUCAGUGGCAUGAACAAUUCCUGGAAAAUUAGCAUUUUUUACUCUCUGUACCUCUUCAAUAAAUGUUUCAUUGUAGAAUUCAGUGUUCAGGUCAGCAAGCUUGUUCAUAGCAAACAAGGACAGAUUGAUACAUGCCAGAUAUGUUCUGUACAUUCCUCAAUGCUAGUAUACUAAAAGUAGUUGAAUCAUUGAAGGCUGGAAAGUGCAACCUACCAUACUAGUGUUCGUUCAUCCACCUUCAACAUCCGUUGUACAGUCCUGACUUCAUAUUUCAAGUAGAUUUUAUUUUUCAUUGUGUAAUUCUUACGCAUCUAGCUCAUAGAACGUGUUAUUAGUAUCAUUUGUUUGAAUGUACCCAAGCUGAAUUAUUGUAUGCUACAAAUUGUGAUCCAGUUAUAUUAUUCAUACAUGUGAUCUUAAUUCUUAUUCUCAAUGCUAAUGUACAAUAUUGCAAAUGCGUAUUGUAAUUUUAAAACAUUGAUGUGUUGGAAUGUUUUCUUCAGUAAUGCUUUCCUGUAUGGGCUGAGUAUAAAUAAAGCUGUAAAAACUUCAGUCCUUCCACUUUGACCUGAAAUAAUAAAUAUAUUAUUAAACUACCACUACACGAGUUUGAUUUGAAAUGUACAGUGGGAUCGUGUUUGUUUUUCAAGAGACAAUCAAUUUUGAGUGUUCUGAGAGGAGACUACAUUGUUGAAAAACACUUUUAUUGUUAUAUAUUUUGUAAGGUGUAGAUUGUCAUUAUUCAGUAUUAGUAUUUAACAUCAUGUCCAAAAGGAACGUUAGUUACAAUCACCUUCUUAUGAAUGAUUUUAUUAAUUAUUUAACUUGAAAUUUUGGAGAUCUUUUGUGUCUUUUAUACAAGCUGAAUGUUUAAACUGAUGUUUCUCCUAUGUCCUUUCCAGUUUGUCUGGAGGAGACAAAAACCCUCUGAAAUGUCAUUUUUUAAAAUAAAUAAUUAAGUAAUUCAUAAGGUUUUAACACUAAAUAUUCAUUCUGGACUUCACCCUUUGUUAAUCACUUAAAAAACAUUUGUUGGAUUAUCUAUCAGACCAACAUAAGCUUCUAUUUCAUGCAGAGAAAGCUUCCAUUGAAGAUUUCAGGAACUCUUUAACUUUCUGAGUAAUGUACUUAAACAAUUAUAUUCUGAGGUGAGUUCAUUUGUACUUCGUAUAGAUACAAUUUCAAUUUAUUUAUGUACAUUUUACUCAAAGAUUUGAAGUUAGAAAAUUUAACUUUUGUUUUUGUUUUAUAAAUUGUAUGAAGAGUCGACCGAGGUGUUAAGUUUUUGCAUAUGUUACAUUGAUAUACAAUUUCUUUUAAAGAGGAAAUGUAAUCCUUGAGAGAAAGAGAAAGAAAGAAAGUCAAAACGUACGAAGUUAAUAACAUGUUUCAAUAAAAUGGUUUGAACUAAAUUGCUUUUCUGUUUAAUGGUUUUAAAAUUGAUUUAUUAAAAAUAUGUUAGGAAUAAAAAACUAUGAAACAUUCAAUUUGUUCUUUUAAUGUUUCCUUCUCUACAACAUAAGGAAUAGACAGAUAUGUACAUGGUAAUAUACAAAUACACAC